UCGGGCCUGUGACUGCUGAAGCUCCAGGGUUUAUUUAAUGUAUCCUGCGAGGGUCCUAUCCAGACCAUGGCCUUCCAUUGCCGGUACAUCACAGUAAGCCGCAUGGUGGUUGAAGUCGCGCAGAUGGCGUCUCAGGAGGAGGUGUUAGAGCGUCUGCGCAGCAGCUUUCUGGCAGGAAAAACUCGAGAUGCCAAAUUUCGUCUCUCCCAGUUGGAAGCUUUGGCUCGAUUCUUGGAAGAGAACAGAAAAGAAAUCUGCCACAGUCUGAAAAUGGAUCUCAGUAAGCCCCAGUUUGAGUCGGAGCUCUCCGAGCUGAGCCUGGUGAGAAGUGAGAUCAACCUGGCACUCAGCAGUCUCAGCUCUUGGAUGAAGGACGAGUACGUCACCAAAAACUUGGCCACAACAUUCGACACUGCCUUUAUACGGAAAGACCCAUUUGGUGUGGUUCUCAUUAUUGGACCAUGGAACUAUCCUGUCCAUCUCACACUUCUUCCCCUUGUUGGGGCAAUAGCUGCUGGCAACUGUGUGAUUAUUAAGCCAUCAGAGAUAAGUCAGCACACUGAGAGACUCCUGGCUGAUCAUCUUCCCCGCUAUCUAGACAAGGACUGUUUUGCGGUGAUCUGUGCUGGAGCAGAUGAUACUUCUCGGCUGCUGGAGAACAAAUUUGAUUAUAUUUUCUUUACAGGUAACACACAUGUGGGGAAGAUUGUUAUGGCUGCCGCUGCAAAGCACUUGACUCCUGUGACAUUGGAACUGGGGGGGAAGAACCCGUGUUACGUGGAUGAGGAGUGUGACAUUAAUAACGCAGCGAGGCGCAUAUCUUGGUCCCGAUACUUCAAUGCUGGACAGACGUGCCUGGCUCCGGAUUAUGUGCUCUGCACCCAGAAAACCCGGGAUCAACUGGUAGAGGCUCUGAAGGCCACUGUGAUGGAAUUUUAUGGGCAAGAUCCCAAAGUGUCCCCUGACCUGGGCAGGAUCAUUAAUAACAGACAUUUCCAUAGAGUCUCUGCACUCCUGUCCAACGGCAACAUUGUGCUUGGGGGACAGACGGACGAAGCUGAAAAGUAUAUUGCUCCCACUAUUCUGAUUGAUGUUAAAGAGUCGGAUCCGGUGAUGCAGGAGGAAAUCUUUGGGCCGGUUUUGCCAAUCUUGACUAUCAGUGGCCUAGAUAUGGCUAUAGAGUUUAUUAACAGACGUGAGAGAUCCCUGGCUACUUAUGUGUAUUCCUCUAAAUCCCAGGUUGUGCAGCAGUUUCUGGAGAGAACGAGCAGCGGAGGGUUCUGUGCCAAUGACGGCUUGUUACACAGCACUCUCAUGUCCUUGCCCUUCGGAGGAAUCGGGCACAGUGGCAUGGGCAAGUACCACGGCAAGUUCAGCUUUGACACAUUUUGUCACCAACGCGCUUGUCUCCUGCGCAGUGACGGACGGGAGAAGCUUAAUGAGAUCCGCUAUCCGCCAUAUACCCAGCGACAUUUAGGAAUGGCUGUCUAUGCAAUGGAGGUGAAGAAGGGAUGGUCCUGUUCAAUUCAGUGAUCCUCAGAUAUUUUCUCAAGCUCACCUUCUCCUUAUUUCAUAAGCACAGACUGGGGGAGCACAGGCCGAACCUAUUGGUGACCCCCCGUGUCACAGCACCCCAGCAGUCACCUUGUUGCUUUCUCAAUCAUUCCCGUCAUGUCUGCAAUUCUCCGCCCAUGUCUGACAUCAGCAGAGGGGGAGGGUCUGAUGCAGUGGAACAUGGCGGAGCUGCAGACUGGCCCCUUCUUGUUUCCUUUAAUAAAUAAAUGUGGGACUAAUGUACAUUAUACACAAUGUGGCUGAGGCAGGGAGCAGAUGAUACAGCUACAAUUCCUGCCUUUAUCUCUGUAACAUCAGAGUAACCCCAACACCCAAUCAGCUGCACUCGCAUUCGCUAAUCCUCUGAUAUUGACCCCACUGCUGCCCCCAAAAGCACAAAGAUAGAGAAAGAAAUCUUUAUGCAAAACACAGUGUUAGACAAAAUGUCAACAACUUCAUCACUUUCUGGGUACUACACAGAGAUUGACUGCAACCUCCCUUCUCCUGUAUAUUAGCUGCCCAGUCUAAUUCUGACAACAGUUCUUUUGUUACACACAGAGACACACACACACAAAGACACACAGAGACGCACACAGACACACACACACAGAGACACACACAUAUACACACACAU
This is a messenger RNA of Xenopus laevis (African clawed frog), 2188 nucleotides long. RefSeq names its product aldehyde dehydrogenase 3 family member B2 L homeolog (gene aldh3b2.L). Gene Ontology annotation, biological process: aldehyde metabolic process. Gene Ontology annotation, molecular function: 3-chloroallyl aldehyde dehydrogenase activity; oxidoreductase activity, acting on the aldehyde or oxo group of donors, NAD or NADP as acceptor; oxidoreductase activity. The coding region runs from base 67 to 1533 and encodes 488 amino acids. The record is from RefSeq and is a predicted model, not a curated record. The transcript is spliced from 10 exons. NCBI's taxonomy places the organism in Eukaryota, Metazoa, Chordata, Amphibia, Anura, Pipidae. Gene Ontology annotation, cellular component: cytoplasm.